Truncatella angustata is the source of this 1836-nucleotide messenger RNA. Its product is annotated as heterokaryon incompatibility protein-domain-containing protein. The transcript is spliced from 2 exons. The record is from RefSeq and is a predicted model, not a curated record. NCBI's taxonomy places the organism in Eukaryota, Fungi, Ascomycota, Sordariomycetes, Amphisphaeriales, Sporocadaceae. Bases 1 to 1836 code for a protein of 611 amino acids.
AUGAACAUGCCGGAAUCACAGGGCGACACGUGGAGAGCGCACCUAUACUCCCAAGUGCCGUUGAGAACGAGGAACGGCGACAUACGCUUGCUCACCAUCCAACCACGCAACUACCCAAGCGCAGCGGGCGCUGAUGUGACAAGUGGGGCGAUACAGUGCUUCCUCAGAUUGGCCAACCUGAAGACGCAGCAGACCAAAUUCACUGCAGUGUCGCAUUCUUGUAGCACUGACGAGGAUGAGAGUGUUUCAAUCAAUGGUGCGCUAAUACCAGCAUCGUCUGAUGUGGUCAAGAUCCUCGCAUACUUCCAGCAGGAAACCAGACCAGUAACGAUCUGGAUUGACACGGUUUGUAUCAAUCAUGGUGAUGUGGGGGAGAUGUCGGCUCAGAAAAGCCAAUUGGGGGAACUCUUUUCUGCGGCUUCUUCGGUGGUCGUCUGGCUAGGUCCAACAGCAAAUGACAGUGAUGAGGCAAUGUCCGCCUUGGACCGACUCGCAGACGAACACCUCACGCCAGCGGCACAGAAGCUCCUUGUCAAUGCACUUCAGUUGCUUCCAUUCAGAGCGAAGGUACCCGAACCAGCUAAAGACAGUCCUGAUACACCACCACAGACUUCGACAGACAAGCAGAAAGAUUUUGAUAACCAACUACACAAACUUCGGGUAGCAUUUCAGUCACUGAUGUCCCGAAAGUACUGGUCACGGUUGUGGUCACUCCAGGAGCUGGCGUUUACCUCGAAAGGGUCAGUCGUAUGUGGCAAAAGAGCAUUAGACCUUGAUCGCUUCUAUAUGUCGGCGAAGGCCUUGGAUGGUGUUCUGAACAUGGCAACAUACUCCAAAUGGCUCGCAGCCAGCAGUACGGCGACACCGCCAAGUAUACUUGACAACACUGAACCGGCAAAUUUCUCAGCAUCACCUGCCAUACGGCUCCUGGCGGAACGGGGGUUCUUUCGAGCAGGGCACGGAUGGUGGUCAUCCACGGAACACACUCUCUUAUCGAUACUUGGUAGAUACUAUCUGGACACAACCGGUUCCCGCCCGGGCUUCGUGGUUGAGGACAAACGGGACCUUAUAUAUGGCUUCGUGGGGCUAGCAUCGGAUGCCAAUGAGCUCGGACUAUCAAUAGAAUAUGGGAAGAACUACAAGGAAGUCUGUUUGGAUACCAUGAUAGCUCUGUCUCGGAAGAACCCGAGAGUACUCCAACUAUGCUUGGGACAUGAUAGCGCCGGUGCCGACGUGCCUUCUUGGGUUAUUGAUUGGAGUCAGGUCAAGAUGCCUGCAUCGUAUAGAUCGGCCGGUUCUCUCAAUGCUUGUGGACUUGCAGACUCCCGAUACUACAAAUUUGAGUCUAACGGCCCUGGAGUCAUUGCUGUAAAGGGAGUUUUUGUGGAUACCGUUUCGGCCGUCUGUAAAGCACAACUAGGCAGCUCGACGCAUCAGUCAGAUGAGUUGUCCAAAGCACUUGGUGACUUCCUAAGACAGUCGCUUGACGGGGAUAAAUCCCCGUACUCUGAAAAUCAGGCACAAGACGUGCCAGCCAACAUGCUGAUGGGUGCUGCAUUCGUCACGAAGUCCGGCUAUGUUGGAUGCGGCAGCGGUGUGACGGAUGGCGAUUCAAUCGCCAUAUUUUAUGGCUCUGGUGUUCCUGUUGCGCUGCGCAAGCAGCCUGAUGGAACACACCGGCUAGUUGGGGAAGUGUAUGUGAUCGGAAUCAUGCAGGGCCUCAAGGGAUGGGUAGAGGUUGAUGGCACACAAGCUGUCGAGUACGACCACCCUGAGGCAAAUGAGUUCGAAGAGAUCCCGAAGCCCCCAACAGCUAUGGCCAUCAAAUAUGUCUAA